AUGAAUAUCUGCAUUUUAGGCAUUCUCCUUUCAAUAUUUGCUUUUUAAAAAAGUUUUGCAGCAGUAAUAUGCAAAGAUUCAUAAGCUUUGCCUGAUAAAAAUGGGAUAUGCUAUUGUAAUUAUAGUUAUUUUGGAACUCCUUCUGGAGUAAAUACUUAAUGCACAUCUUGUGGAGGAAGUUAAUCUUCUCCAUAUGGAUCUGUGUCAAGUUUGGCAUGUAUAACUUGCCCUUCAGAUAGUACUACAUUUGAUCAAGGCUCGGGUAAAUGCCUUUGUUCUGAUUAAAAUGCUAUUUUUAACUAUACUGCUGAUACGUGCGUUUGUAAUGCUAAUUUUUAUGCUGAUGUAAAAAAUAACAAUACUUGUACUCCUUGUCCUAAUGGCCAAACUUCUUUAUAAGGUACUUAAAAAGCAUGCUAAGGAAGCUAAAGUAUUAUUCUUAUUGCAUCACACUUGUUAGUUUGUAUUUUGAUGUUUCUGAUUUGA
Molecule: messenger RNA, 486 nt
Organism: Tetrahymena thermophila SB210
Lineage: Eukaryota; Ciliophora; Oligohymenophorea; Hymenostomatida; Tetrahymenidae
Product: zinc finger, LSD1 subclass family protein
Exons: 1
Source: RefSeq, a predicted model, not a curated record